Molecule: messenger RNA, 1387 nt
Organism: Lampris incognitus (smalleye Pacific opah)
Lineage: Eukaryota; Metazoa; Chordata; Actinopteri; Lampriformes; Lampridae
Product: proton-coupled zinc antiporter SLC30A2-like
Exons: 8
Coding region: 129-1304 (391 amino acids)
Biological process (GO): response to zinc ion; zinc ion transmembrane transport
Cellular component (GO): plasma membrane
Molecular function (GO): zinc ion transmembrane transporter activity
Source: RefSeq, a predicted model, not a curated record
CCUAAGCUGCCACUGUUGGCAAACACCUGACAGGGAAGGCUGCGAGGUGUCUGAAGCUCUUCUCUGCUGCCGUUGAACGGGGACGGUAGGGACACACUGAGGGCCGGCGAGCUUCUUUACACAAUGCUAUGAAAGCCAUUGAGUUAUCAACAGACUUGGAGAAACACCGUCUCCUCGGGGAUCCUCCCGACACGCACUCGGAGCCGUUCUGUAGGACAUUUAGACGCGUGGCGGGUGAGAACUCCAGGUCGACGGAGGACGGUGAAGAUGCGUCCAGUGACGGUGACAUAUGGGAGGCUGACGGACACUGCCACAAGGACAGCGCCGGCCGCCGGGCGGAUGUGAGGGAGAAACGCCGGGCCAAGCGAACACUGCUCAUCGCCACCGUGGUCAGUCUCGUCUUCAUGACAGGAGAGGUGAUCGGGGGUUAUGCUGCAGACAGCCUGGCCAUCAUGACGGACGCGGCGCACCUUUUCACCGACGUGGCCAGCUUCAUCCUCAGCCUCUUGUCCCUGUGGAUCUCAUCCAGACCUCACACGAAGACCAUGACCUUCGGCUGGCAUCGCGCAGAGAUUCUGGGGGCGUUGAUGUCAGUCUUGUCUAUCUGGGUGGUGACCGGCGUGUUGGUGUAUUUGGCAGUACUGAGGAUCAUUAAUGACGACUAUGAGAUCCGGGGCUUCAUCAUGGUCAUCACCUCGGGCUGUGCUGUGGCUGUCAACAUCCUAAUGGCCCUGAUCCUUCACCAGCCCGGUGUCUCACAUGGACACAGCCACGGCUUGCCCAGCAGCCAGCCGGCGCAGUGUGGCGAGGACCGGGGACACGUCAACACCAGUGUGAGGGCCGCCUUCAUCCACGUGGUGGGAGACCUGCUGCAAAGUGCCGGGGUCCUGGUGGCGGCCAUCAUCAUCUAUUUUCAGCCUCACCUCAAAAUAGCCGAUCCCAUAUGCACCUUCCUGUUCUCCGUCCUCGUCCUUGGAACAACGCUGCGGAUCCUAAAGGACGUCUUCAGGAUUCUCAUGGAGGGCGCCCCCAGCGGUGUGCAUUUCAACACGGUGAGGGAAUUGCUGCUGACGGUGCGAGGCAUCAGGACCACGCACAACCUGCACCUGUGGGGCCUCAGCAUGAGUCACUCUCUGCUCUCCGUUCAUGUGGCCGUUGAGAAAGACGCCGACGCACAAUCCGUCCUCAUGGAGGCAACCAAGCUCCUCCAUUCUGAGUUUGGUUUCUCCAGCGUCACCAUCCAGGUGGAGCAUUACUCAGAAGACAUGUCUCACUGCUCCCAGUGCCAACAGCUCACCGACUGAGACUGGGUCUGCCUCAAGAGGAUCCAGGUUGCACGAGAACUAAUGGUAGACUUUUGUGUACUUUUUAUGAUGAGGCAGAAUAA